AUCGUGUAUCUCUCAGAGGAGACUUUCAGUAUGUAUAAAAAGUCUAUGGAUUCACUCGCAGAUCGUAGGUCAUUGUUUAAGCAGUCAGAAGACAGCUUUAAGAGAAGCGGGGAUAAAACUAGUCCAAUAAGUGUAAUACUGGUUAGUUCAGGUAGCCGAGGCAACAAACUGCUCUUCCGAUAUCCAUUCCAAAAAGUGUGUGAGAACACGUCUUCAGCAGCGACCAAACAGCAGAGUCCAUACGCGUUGAAUUCCAAUGCUGAUGCCGUAGAGGAUCAAGAUGGGGACUCGAGAGAGCAAACUCCACUAACUGAUGAACAGUUGGUAGCAGGGUUUUCUGAUAUUAUUCUUGCCACCAUCUUGGCUACCAAGUCUGAUAUGUGCGGCAAGAAGUUUGAGCUGAAGAUUGACAACGUGCGUUUUGUUGGGCACCCAACUCUCCUGCAGCUCCCUCACACCAUUCAGGUUUCUAAAACAGACCCUUCACCAAAGAGAGAGAUGCCCACCAUGAUCCUGUUUAGUGUUGUGUUUGCAUUGAGGGCCAACGCAGACCCUUCAGUCAUCAGCUGCAUGCAUAACCUGUCCCGUCGCAUAGCCAUAGCCCUGCAGCACGAGGAGCGCCGCUGUCAGUACCUGACCCGCGAGGCCAAGCUCAUGUUGGCUGUUCAGGACGAAGUCACGACCAUGACGGAGACUGACGGGAGCCCUCAGUCCCCUUUUCGACAGAUCCUGCCCAAAUGUAAAUUAGCCAGAGACCUGAAGCAGGCCUAUGACAGCCUGUGCACAACAGGAGUGGUGAGACUCCACAUAAACAGCUGGUUAGAGGUGAGCUUCUGUCUGCCCCAUAAGAUCCACCGUGUUGGGGGGAAUCAUAUCCUACCAGAGGCGUUAGAGCACAGCCUAAAGGCCAUUCGGCCGUAUCAUGCUCUCUUGCUGCUGGACAGUGAGAAAGCCCUUCUGGGGCAGCUCCCACUGGACUGCUCCCCUGCUCUGGUUCGUCUCAUUAAAACCUGCUCGGCUGUGAAAAACCUCCAGCAGCUGGCACAGGACGCAGACUUGGCCCUGCUACAGGUCUUUCAGAUUGCUGCUCAUCUGGUCUACUGGGGAAAAGCCAUCAUCGUUUACCCUCUCUGUGAGAAUAAUGUUUACAUGCUGUCUCCACACGCCAACAUUGGCAUGUAUUCACCCCUGGCCGAACAGUUUACGCAGCAGUUUCCUGGUCAUGACCUGCCGUCUAUGCUGGCCAAGUUCUCCCUCCCCGUUUCCCUGUCUGAGUUCCGGAAUCCUCUGGAUGCUCCCGUGCAUGAGGCUCAGCUCAUACAGAUGGUAGUGUGGAUGCUACAGCACAGGCUGUUGAUUCAGCUGCACACCUACGUGUGCCUGCUUGUUCCGCCCAGCGAGGAGGAUCCGGGAGCCAAGGAGGAGGAGCUUCCCCUGGCCGCUCGCGUCGGAGGCCGUAGUCUCAGCACGCCCAGCGCCCUCAGCUUCGGCUCUCCCACCAGCAGCGAUGACAUGACCCUGACCAGUCCCAGUAUGGAUAACUCCAGUGCGGAGCUGUUGCCUGGUGGAGACUCCCCGCUCAAUAAGAGGGUGACGGAGACCCUCCUGGCCAGCCUGACGGAGCACGAGAGACAGGUGAUCCUGAGCAUCCCCGCUGCACAGAAUCCCGAAGACCUGCGCAUGUUUGCCAGACUGCUGCAUUAUUUCAGAGGCCACCACCACCUGGAAGAGAUCAUGUACAAUGAAAAUAUGCGUCGCUCUCAGUUAAAGACCCUCUUUGACAAGUUCCGGAGUGUUCUGGUGGUGACCAAUCAUGAGGACCCCAUCAUCUCUCUCUUCCAAUCCCCUAUGGACUAACGCGACAUUGGGCAAAUGUCAUCCAUCUGUCCCAGACAGAACUGAAGCUGGUUUAACACUGUACUCUGUUUGCAACGCAAAAUGUAAUCGUUGUCCAAGUGCCUGCAGGAUCCUUUGCGGUUUGCCUAACAUUGUUCCGAAGUUAUGAUACUGUUUCAUUAGAAACAUAAUCUACUGUAUAUACAUUUUGU
Molecule: messenger RNA, 2048 nt
Organism: Chanos chanos (milkfish)
Lineage: Eukaryota; Metazoa; Chordata; Actinopteri; Gonorynchiformes; Chanidae
Gene: nprl3
Product: NPR3-like, GATOR1 complex subunit
Exons: 14
Coding region: 31-1857 (608 amino acids)
Biological process (GO): cellular response to amino acid starvation; TORC1 signaling; positive regulation of autophagy
Cellular component (GO): GATOR1 complex
Source: RefSeq, a predicted model, not a curated record